UAGCGGGUGGUAUUAUCAGUGGAUGUGAAGAAAGAAGAAAAAAACUGAGGAGAACAAAGAAAUCAGAGUGUAUUUAAAGAGAAGUCGCCCCAGAUCCUGGAGCCGUGUAACUCCCGGCACUGCACACCACACACAGCUGCGCCAAACCUGCUUGUGCACCACCACCGCCACCACCUCAACCUCCACCUCCUCCACGGCUCCGGACGGCGGCCAGGAUGCGGACUUCUCUGGUCGCGUGCUGCUGCUUCUUUGCGCUGCAGUGCUUCCCGAGCAUGCUUUGUGCUCCUCUGCGGAGAUCCAGCAGGUACAAUGUGGCACCGGUCUCUGAAAAGCUCUCAGACUUGAAGAAGAGGGGGAAGGUUCACAUUCAGGACUUGGUCAAGGAGGCGAGUUUGUCAACCAACACCUCCAACACCUGGAACAGACCUCGCUGCGGUGUGCCAGACUACCCCGCCCAGAAGGAGGUGCAUUAUCAGGGACGACACCGCCAGAGGCGCUACGUCCUGUAUGGAGGACGAUUGGACAAGACAGACCUCACCUACAGGAUCGUCAGGUUUCCCUGGCAGAUGGGCGAGGAAAAAGUUCGACGUGUCUUUCGGGAAGCGCUGAAAAUCUGGAGUGACGUCACCCCACUAACCUUCACUGAGAUUCACAGCGGGAAGGCUGACAUCCGCAUCGACUUCACGAGGUACUGGCAUGGAGACAACCUUCCCUUCGAUGGCCCCGGUGGGAUUCUUGCUCACGCCUUCUUCCCAAAAACACACCGACAGGGCGACAUUCAUUUUGACUAUGAUGAGGCAUGGACCCUGGGAAACCACAUGGGCACAGACCUUCUCCAGGUUGCCGCCCAUGAGUUUGGGCAUGUCCUGGGCCUGCAGCACUCGCGUGAGCCGGGAGCCAUCAUGUCCGCAUACUACUCCUUCUCCUACCCACUGAAGCUUAGCGACGAUGACAAGCGAGGCAUCCAGUACCUGUACGGAGCUCAUCCAAACGUUCUGCCAUCACCACCACCCCCACCGCCACCUCCAGAAAACACUGAGACCAACGAGAUUGUUCCUAAUCCUAACGCCUGCCAGACGGACUUUGAUGCUGUGUCUAUGAUCCGAGGGGAGCUGUUCUUCUUUAAGUCGGGCUACGUUUGGAGGAUCAGAGACGGGCAUCUGGAGAGCGGUUACCCAGCACUGGCAUCCCGUCACUGGAAGGGGAUUCCCGACAACAUCGACGCUGCUUUUGAAGACAAGUCAGGGAAUAUUUGGUUCUUUCAAGGUGAGAACUACUGGGUUUUUGACGCUGAGAUGCAGAUCCGGGGGCCAGAGUCCAUCAGGAAUUUGGGUCUUUCGGUGCCUGGAAUCCAGGCGGCGCUGCGCUGGGGCCAUGACUCCAACUACAACACCUACUUCUUCAAGUCGGGCAGUUACUGGAGGUUCAGCCCCCGCGAAAACCGCGUCGAGUCCAUCUACCCGCGCAACAUGCAGGACUGGAGCGGCAUUCCUUCUGACGUGGACGCUGCCUUCCGGGACAUCUACGGCUACGCUCACUUCAUCAGAGGACGACAGUACUGGAAGUUUGACCCCGUCGCCAUGAACUUUUUGGAGGGUUACCCUCGUUACAUCGGCGUGGAUUUUUUUGGUUGUAGAAACAUGUGAGUGUGAAAAUCUCUGGAGAAUCAGAUUUUUGACAAUGAAGAGGACGUUUGUGUGUUCGGAUUCAAGAGGAUGAUCCCCUUUAAGUCUGUUAAUGCUUCACUCCAUUUAUUAAUGCUCAGACUUUACACCUUCUUCUCAGGUAAACCAAGUUCCCUCAGGCUUGGCACCUCCUGUGCAGCUACACUCAUGUUUAUUUUGCACAUUUUUGUCACCAUAUGGCUGAGAUCUGGGCCUUGUGUUUAUGACGGGUGAUACUGAUGUGAACUGCACCGCCAUCGCCUCCUUUCUUUGAGCCUGAAAGUGAGACCGAACUGGUGCCAACAGUCUCAUUCCCUGCAGUGAGUGUUUCCAUUUCAGCAGGUUUGUGACCUAUCGAUGUUUGAAGAGUGACAUCACAUUUAAAUCUGCAUUGGUUUAAGCUUAUGUCUUGUACAUACUUAACACUAUACCUUUAAAUCCAGAAAUCCCUCAUGUCUGUCAAACUUUGUCCCUUGCACUGAACUAAAAGUAUAACCACUCUACAGAAUGCAGAGAAAGAUGGGUAGCAUAUACAGUGCUGCUUCAGAGGAUGUCCUGAAAGUAGUCACAGAGAACCCAUCAAACAAAUGAAACAGAAAUAUUAUAUUUGUGUGUGUGUUUCUGGAAAAUGAGCCAAUUAAUACAUAUCCAUGGUUGGUAAAAGUAAGUCAGCCUUAUUUUCAUUUGUAUCUGUCCACCAAUAACAGCAGUUAAAUAUCUCCAGUAACUUCUGAUCAGCAGUCUACUGCAGCUUGGGUGAGUUUUGGUCCAUUCGUCAGAACAGAACCACUUCACUUGUUGAUGGGUUUCCUCAUGUGAACUGCUUGCUUCAGAUGCCUCUAUGCUUUUCUAUUUCAUUAAGGUCGGGACUUGACUUAGCCAAAAAAUUCCAUUCACGCCUGCGGAAUUGUUGCGUCCAAACUAUCUACAGAUGGUUUUGUAACAUUUUCCAGCCUGAUGCGCAACAACAACUCCUUUUCUGAGCUCAUGCAUUUCCAUAAACAUGUUUUGAGAAGAUCAGACUUAGACAAAUCCCAGAUUUGUAUUUAACUAAAUGAGGUUGGAAUGACUCCUCCUCUCAUCACUAUUACAAACACUUCUGAACAGAUGGACUCUGAUUCGGUCUUAACUUGUAAUCCUAGAGGUGAACUUACUUUUGCACCUCACAGAUGUGUAAUAUUGGCUCAUUUUCCACAAAUGCACAUGUGUAGCAUUUCUGUUUCAUUUGGUUGAUUGUGCACCUUUUGUCUGUAGAAAAUUCUGAGGGGGUGCAACACCUUUGAGCGGCACUGCCAUGUUUAGUAAUUAAACAAUAGAAUUUACAGGAUCUCUUUCUCAGAGUGUGAAACCUUGAAGAAAUGCAGUGUUUAAAUAAAUACAAAAAUAAUUUGAUGUCACUCUCCAAAUAUGAUGUUUGUUGCAGGAGAAGCUGCAGGGCGCCAUCUAGAGGGCAGAGAAUCAUCUUUUAUGAAGUCGUUGCUUUUCUGUACCAUGGUGCUUUUGUUUAUGUUUUACUAUUGAUCAGGGAGACAUCCAGGGACUGCAGCUCCUGUGAAGGUCAGCGGUUCUCAACCUUAAAUGAACUUCAUAUGCCUCUGUACAACGAUAAUAAUAUUUCAGUCCUCAAACAAUUACUUAUUUUACAUUCUAUGCUUCAACUGCAUUGUUGGAUUGUUGUGAUUUUGUAUGACAGACCACACUAGCAUACAAUGCUAAUUCUAAUUUGUUUUGCAGUAUCACUUUCAGGAAGUGACAAACAGCAAAUCUUCACAUCUACAAAUGUGUAAUUAAGUUGUUUUUUCCAGGACAAUGUUCUGUUCUAAACAUCUAAAAUUAUUGUUUUUUUUUUUUUAAUAUUAUUUUGUCCCUGUGUUUAAAGGUUUAGAGGAGUCAGGCUAACUCAUCAAGCUAACUCAAUCAAGAUUUUAUUGGAUUUAUAAAUGGAAGGUCAUUUAACAGCUAUUUUAGAUUGAUUAAUUAGCAAAAAAAGCAAAAACAUUAUUUCUUUAAAUUAUUAUUUACAUAACAUUAUUUAAACUCAAUUGAAACUCACUUAAAACUCAGAAAGGCUCUCUGAUUAAGUUGCUUUCCUUCCAAGUAACCUGCAGUGGCACUAAUUCAUGUUAGACACUGUUUUGACAGUUUUUUUUGUUUCAAAGAUGUAGAAGUGUUGCAACGUGUUUGUGGCUCAGUAGGUUGAGAACCGCUGGUCCUGCCAAUCCGACGUUUCCUCUGCUGCGCCCCUAGUCACAGCACUUGAAAUGUGAAGGCUCAGUUUAGACUCCCGUGUUCACCAGGUGUUUUCAGUGCAGGACGCUGACGAGUAGUUUUACAGUCGUUUUACAGUCACAUUACUGCAUCAUUGUGUUUCAAGUGUCACUCGGUGGCCACUUUAAAACUUAUUUAUACACAACUUAGCAAAGGUUUCUUGUACAUAUAUGUGUCUUUUUUUAAUCACGUGUAGUCCACACUCAAUAUGUUCGUUGAAAUGUAUGAACCAUGUACUGUUUUUUUUACUAAGUUACAUCUAAUAAAAUGCAUAACCUUUUUA
Messenger RNA from Mugil cephalus (flathead mullet), 4215 nucleotides. It is a transcript of the gene mmp11a, whose product is annotated as matrix metallopeptidase 11a. The transcript has 8 exons. Gene Ontology annotation, biological process: proteolysis; extracellular matrix organization; collagen catabolic process. The record is from RefSeq and is a predicted model, not a curated record. Lineage: Eukaryota; Metazoa; Chordata; Actinopteri; Mugiliformes; Mugilidae. Gene Ontology annotation, molecular function: zinc ion binding; metalloendopeptidase activity. Gene Ontology annotation, cellular component: extracellular matrix. Bases 216 to 1646 code for a protein of 476 amino acids.